This is a messenger RNA of Mytilinidion resinicola, 1145 nucleotides long. RefSeq lists its product as uncharacterized. The transcript is spliced from 2 exons. Lineage: Eukaryota; Fungi; Ascomycota; Dothideomycetes; Mytilinidiales; Mytilinidiaceae. The coding region runs from base 124 to 1119 and encodes 331 amino acids. The record is from RefSeq and is a predicted model, not a curated record.
GCGCAACGGACCGCCAAUACAUCAUCGAGUUCCCAACCUCAUGGGACUAGCACUGGCUUGACCCAGCUGCAGUUCAGCCCUAUCGCGGAUCAUAACCUAGUCGAUGAAGAAUUCUUGCGGGAUAUGGCGGGAGAUACAGACAACUCGGGCUCGCUUUACGAGGAUACGAGAGAUGAGACACUGGACCAACACUCACCUGUUCCCAAUCGUACUCGAGCAAGCCGAGCAAUGACACAAGUUGAUUCCACAGAAGAACUUUAUGUCAAUGCACCUAUCCCUAAAGGAAUGAAAACAAUACGGCGUUCUGCGAACGAUCGCAACGAGGUGAACGAUGACAGCGACAGGAGAUCCGGCGUACACGGCACAUCCCAGUCUGAUAACAACGCCCAAACUUCUCCAAGACCCGAGACAUCCCUUCCUUUGACGGAUCCUAUCCCAGAGCUGGACCCCAACAUUCCAUCUCCACCCGGGGGCUGGGCUUAUGCCCUAGCUAGUACACCGCCUUUACGAACAGUGAUGCAUCGUUCUUCUUUGCCAGCCUUUAGAGAGAUGGCAACAAGGCCGAUUAGGGAGCCUACAAACAUGCUUGCGGAUGAAACGCGCAAAACGCGGAGCUUUGGUCAGACUACCGCCGGCCGUCGCCUUCCGUGGACUCCUGGAGAGUCUGCCCCGGGAAAGAGCCUCGAAAAGAGAACCGCUAGUGCACACGCAAGUCUACCAGAUUCCGGUCGCUCCAGUGCGCCAGCUCCUACAUACGUCGGUGUUGCUGACCGUCCCUCUCUGCCGAUCUCUACGGAGCCCGCAUCAGGGGCACAUAUCGCAACCAGAACGACACGCUCCCAUGAGAUAACCAUACAUCCAGACGUGGUUAUCACCGGCCAUCGAAGUGUUAAGAAUGAUACUCAGAACGGUACACGGGAAAUCUUACGUGAAAGAGAACUGAAAGUAAACCUUCAUGUCAUCAAACGGUCCGCCCUCCAAGCUGAGGUUCGGAGGCUUGCGUAUCAAGCCCAGUGUGCGGAAAUACAGAGGGAAAUAUGGAAGUCGCACGAAGAGGAGCAUGAAGCGGAGCUCCAGGCACUUCAGCACAGACAUUUGAAGAGGAGAAGGUGGGAAUAGAAGGAGUCAUUGGACGUCUGGCUGAA